GGACCAAGCGCUCCUGCCUCCCGGAUGCCUGUACAAGCUUCAGAUGAACCACGCCAUUUUUACGGCAGUCGUGGCUUCUCACCAGCAUCGCCAUCAUCAUGAGCUAUUAAUUGAUACGUAACAUCGGCCAAUCUCAAGCCAGGCUCCUGCCUCUGUUGUCGUUCUCAUUCAGUCGUCGCACCCGACAGAACCGGGGCAUACAGCAGGAUGCAGAUCCGCUCAUCGCGGAUAUCCGCCUCCAUCUCGGACGCCAUCCUCGCCGAUUACGGCUACAGCGACGACGGCGACGGCGACGGCCAUGACGAUAACACCGCCCACCAGCGCACAAAGGCGCCCUCGCCGUCGUUUCCCGGCAGCCUGAUCCGUUCCGUCCUCGCCUUCUUCUCCCUCUACCGGCUGGGCCUCGCGCGCUACCGCCCCGCCGACUUCCUCACCCUCCGCCACGAGGUCUGGCACAUGGACGAGGACGAUUACGCCGCCUCAUUCCAGCGCCGCGACACCACCACCACCACCUCAGAAGGAGACGCAAGGGGCCUCGACUCCAAAGGCGAUGGCGGACUCGUCCCCGUGGGCGACCUUGGGUACAGCGGCUCCACCUUCUUCACCACCCCCGACGGCCGCUAUCUCGUCAAGUCGCUGCCGCGGCGCUUCGAGCACCGCUUCUUCACCCACGACCUGUUCGGGCCCUAUGUCGCCCACAUGAGGCGCCACCCGGGCAGCCUGCUGGUACGCAUCACCGACAUGCCCUACACCCCGCGGCCGACGCUCGGCGGCAUUCUCGGCGUGGCGCCCACGCACCACAUCGUCAUGGAGAACCUGCUGCACGGCAGGGAGCAGGCGAGCGACCCCGACGACUGGGAGACGUACGACCUCAAACCCAACGACUACUUCUUUCCGGAACGCGAUAUCGCCGAUGGCCGCCUCGCCCCGCAGAGUGUCAAGGACCGCCUCGUCGACGACUUCCCCGGCGGCGGUGUGCUCGUCGACGCCGCCAUGAAGCGUCAGCUACUCGACGUGCUCGACGCUGACACGCAGCUGCUGGCCGACGCUAACGCCGUCGACUACUCGCUCUUCCUCGUACGCUCCCCCGGCCCGGCGGCCACAAGGUCCUCGACAUCCGGGCCUGUCUCACCAUCGGCAGCCGCUACCGAGGACGCCUGGCGCGCAGGCGUGCCGUCGUCGAACGGGCAGUGGGCGUAUCGCGCCGUGGUGCUCGACUUCUUCUGGGCCAAGCACAAGUUUCGCGCCAAGGCCAUGUCGGGCCUCGUCUCCGCCUUCAACCUCAUCGCCGACAAGGGACCCAUGAGCAUCACGGCCCGCCCUGCAGAAUACCGGACCCGCUUCCUCUCCAUGGUCGACAAUCUCGUUUCGGCUGCGGGCGAGAGGGGCGACGGGUCCGGCCUCGGAGACAACGGCGGACCCUCAUCAUCAUGGCGAUGAUGAGUGGAGAGCAGGAGGGGUUCGACGCGCAGGGGCAGUGUCUGUUGGUAUUUAUCUAGGAAAACGACUAUGUGCCAGGGGCCAAUACGGGGCGGGGAGUCAGCUCAUUGUUUGGGCAGCAUUAGUGAUACCAGACUCGCGAUUGGGCAUAUAUAUGACAUGCACACUCACCCGUUCCACUGCACGAUACUGCCGUGUCACUACGACUUGGAGCUAAAAAUACCAUAGAAGUCUAAUGAGCAGGAGAUGCGACGACGAACCCUCGUUCCCCCGUGCAUGCGGGCCGCUUGCGCUUCUGGCAGCAGCGCCUGCCGUGCGAGCCGUGUUAUCAAUCAGGACGCAACGCCAGCAUCGGCACGGUGGGGUGUCCCUGUCCGACAUAUGGUUCCUCUCCCUCUCUUCCCCGUCCCACAGCAGCUAGCUACUACUGCUAGCUACUACCGUGUAAGUGCAGCUCGAAGCCGCUCCACCUGCACCAGACCGGACCAGACUGGGGGGCACAAUUCCUCGCGAACGGCACACACAAAGGUUCCAAGUCAUCAUUUCGGUAGCAACAUUGCUGCGUCGUCGUCAUCGUCGUCGUCGUCGACAAUCGCAGAUAGAUGCAGGACCAGAUGUCGUAGAGUGAACAAGGGGGGGCGGCUGCAAGGUACGAGGGACGGACCCACCAAAAGCGUCGUCUGAGGUGCGUGGAGGAGAGGAGGGCGUGCGUGUCUCUCUCCCACUGCCACCAUCAAUUGGUACUGCACUCCCUCUUUUUAUUUUCGUUUUCCCUUGGCGGAAGGGGAAUAGGUACGAGGGGUAGGAGAAAGGCUCCAUUGCCUACCGUUCACACCGUGUCGUGCACGAGGCACAGCAGAGAUUUGCGUGCGCGCGUGCGUGAUUGCUUUCUUCCACAUACGUACUUUGUAAAGUUAGUUGCCUGUUGGGUCAAUCGUGCUCCACGUUGCGUACGUGCUGGGUUGGAGCACCAGCCCUGAUAUGAUGGUCGCAUAAGUUGGCGUUACGGAACGGAGCCGGGGGGGGGCGUGUGGAUGACUGAUGGACUGAACACAUGAAGAGAGGACAUGUUACGUACUUGUCCGUCAUGAGCGACAAGAUGAGCGAGACAUUACGAGACCGGGAAGGGCCGGGGGAGACUGGUGAACGUUUUUUUCUUUCGUUCCUUUUUUUCUUCUGUUACACAGUCUUUCAUUUUCUUUUGUCUUGUUGCCCGAUGGCUUGAUGCUCAUCGCAGGUCUUUAAAUUGCAUCUAAUAAAGUCUGACGUGUAACUAAAAACAUUGACAAUCUCUGCUUAUUCUCAUCCCCCGUCGAGGGCCAGCAGCGAACGUAAGUGCUACUGUAUAAUAACAAAACCGUCCACCGUAGUGCGUGGAAAGAAGGCUAGGGACACUACUCCUACUACUAGCGGGAGAACCUGUGAUAUGAUAUUGGGGGAAACGGC
Molecule: messenger RNA, 2886 nt
Organism: Purpureocillium takamizusanense
Lineage: Eukaryota; Fungi; Ascomycota; Sordariomycetes; Hypocreales; Ophiocordycipitaceae
Exons: 1
Coding region: 208-1440 (410 amino acids)
Biological process (GO): phosphatidylinositol metabolic process
Molecular function (GO): phosphatidylinositol kinase activity
Source: RefSeq, a predicted model, not a curated record